Pogonomyrmex barbatus (red harvester ant) is the source of this 3999-nucleotide messenger RNA. It is a transcript of the gene jing, whose product is annotated as AE binding protein 2 jing. Lineage: Eukaryota; Metazoa; Arthropoda; Insecta; Hymenoptera; Formicidae. Gene Ontology annotation, cellular component: ESC/E(Z) complex. The record is from RefSeq and is a predicted model, not a curated record. Gene Ontology annotation, biological process: regulation of transcription by RNA polymerase II.
CCGCGGUCGCGUCUGUGAAGACGGACAACGACGGCGUCGCCGUAGCCAGACACCAGGGCAGUCCGUUCAAGGGACAGGUUUAGGAUGGCCGAGGAUACCCUCGUCGGGCCCUGCGGCAAGAAGCGGUGCGCGGAUCGAUACGACAGCUCCGAGAGCUCUGACAGUGGCGUCGCGGUGUCUUGCGGGGAAUGCAGCAGCAGCGGCACCAGCGAUAUCACGGAACCGGGCUCGCCGUGCAGCACCAGCAGCGACGAGGGGGUAGCCGCGAUACGCGGCACGUCCGCCAGUCCGCUGCCGUCCCUGCCCAAGCUGGCGCCGUCGUCGCAGCUCGGCACCAGGCCCCAGUGGCCCUACCCGCCGUUGGCGGCGACCGCCUGCUCCACCACCGCGUACAAGAGGCUGAGGGGCGAGCCGGAGGCUGGCGCCCUUCCGCGCUCCGGCGCCGCCGAUCCCACCUCCAGGGGGGCGGUCAAAGGGAACGGAAAGACCGCGGGCGGCCAGCACCACCACGAAUCCCAGGGCAAGAUCACGGAGUACUUUAAGACUCAGAUUAAGCCGCAACAGCCGAAGAUAAAGAAAACGAACGAGAUGGUGCUGGUGGCAAAGAAUUCGUCAGAAUUUCGUAGGCCACCAACGGUACAGAGGAAUAAGGGCGGUCUCGCUAAAUACUUGGGCACUGUAUCGUCUAACGCAAAUCGCAAUACCAUCACCAAUGAGCGCUGGGAACUGAGAACAACGUCGUCGAUGGUUACGAAAAAAGUACCGCUGGUCAUCGUGCCAAGGACCAAUGGCAAGAUAGAUAAGAAGCUGCCGAAGCCGCUGCCAAGUCUGCCAAUCUCGAACGAACUGAAAAACAUACCCAAGAUCUCAUCCCUUAGACUAACUUCGGAUACGAAUAUCAAUUCGGCCAAGGGCAGCUCCCCGCCCGCCACCGUCGCGUCAUCGCUACUGGGCGAACCGCUAGACUUCAAGGCUAUCCUGACGAAACCACACGUGAACGAAAACAACAAUUUGACGAACAGCUGUGAGAGCAUCUUGGGCGCGCUGAGAUCGCAGGGUGGUCAUGACUCUCCCAUCUCAAGGUUGUCUUCGCCGUCGAAGGUGGAUAGUAAGGAUGAAGAUGGCCAAUCGGCGCCAGUCGAUGAGGAUGACGUAGACGAGGAGGACUCCCGUGGCAGCGAAUCGAAACCGUCACCUAUUCUCUCAGCACCCACUACCAUCCGGUUUCCGGCACGAGCACCCGAGAAGGACAGACCGCAGGCUACUGACAGCGGGAUCUGCCGUUGGGAUAAGUGCGAAGCCAGCUUCGAAUCCGUAGGAGGUCUUUUAGAACAUUUACAGGCUGAUCACAUUAACACGCAAACCGGCAGCGACAAUUUCGUCUGUCACUGGCAGGGAUGCAAGGUACAAGGUAGAACUUCAUGUUCUCGACGAUGGCUGGAGAGACACGUUCUGUCUCAUGGCGGUAACAAACCUUUUCGAUGCAUCGUCGACGGUUGUGGUUGCAGAUUCAGCUCUCAGACCGCCCUUGAAAGGCAUGUGAAUGGUCACUUCAAUCAGCCAGAAACGAACAGUAACAACGGCAGACGUAGUUGUGAAAAUGGCGGUAAACUCGUUAGGAGGAAUGGCAAGAAAUUAAGAUAUAGGCGGCAACCUUGGUCUGCGAGACUUUUUGAUUACUUUGAUUCGGGAGUGAUGGAGGGUCUCCAGCACAGGCUAUUGGAACUAGCAACAUCGAGGACGCAGGGGCGACUAGCUGAAACGCCAGGAAACUCGAUGGCACUAACUAGUCAAGUUUUAGCGAGAAGAGUUGAAUUGGAUGGGAAGACAAAGGUACUACUACGAUGGUAUCCCCAAGAUAUAGAACCGGAUGAAUGGGUACUAGAAUCCGAAAUGCAAAGAACGAAGCAUGUAGGUAUCCGUAAAGCGGCGGCUAGUAACCCAGAAGAAGUAAGUUUGGCUCUCUACCCCGCGAUAAGCGGUCGCGCGCCGCCAUUGGCGCGAGCGAAGCAGCGCCGGAAGCCUGUAAAGAACUCGUGAUAAUGUCGGCCAAAUCGGCCGGAUACCAGAACUGACCUAACGAGCGCCGACACCUGAACUAGAGAAGAACAGAGUGCUGCCGCUGACACGAGCACAACAAGGUCUAUAAUCGCUUCCUGGUCGGUGAAGACAAAGGCCGUGACGAUGCGACCUGAAAUACCCGAACGUAUCGAGAGAGAGAGAGAGAGAGAGAGAGAGAGAGAGAGAGAGAGAGAGAGAGAGAGAGAGAGACGAGAGACCGCUUUAGAAAAUAACUAAUUUAGAUGAACGACCAAUUCUUACUCGGAUCGAUUAGAAAAUAAGAAUUGCAGCGUCAAACGAAACGGGAGAUAAAUCGCACGGGAGAUAAAUUCACGAUGAAUCAUAUAGUAAUGAGAACGAGGGACACAACUAGGAGGAACAAAUGGGAACGACUAUCCAUCCGUUUUGGGAACGGGAGCAUUACUCAGCAUUGAGUAUAUUCUUCGUCGUUAUUCGUUGACGGGUACAUCUACUAACGCUCUAAUUCUACGCGAAUCCCUGCCACGAGUACCUCGCAUAUUUCGACGCUCGUCGGCUUCGGAAGCGCUAAGUCUGGGCCUCAAAAGUGCCUCACCGUGGAUACGUUUUGUACCGUCUUCUACCGCCGAUCAAGAUCCCAGGGAUACGGACGCGUGGUGAAAACGGUAGACAAAGACAAAAAGCGGAAAAAAGAAAGAAAGCAGUAGAGGAGCUUUUACGUAUUUGGUUUUGCCAAAGGAAACAGAGGGAGCGCACAGACAAAAUAUUUAAGCGGUAGUUAACAAUUUAUAAGGAGAUAAUCACUCUGGUGGCCUUAGGAUUCAAUUAAUAUCUAACAUCGGCCCCUUGGCACUUCCGGGAACUGAUGGUAUCUUUGCGAUCUUCGACGAUGCCUCGACAAGAGAAAGAGAAGGGAAAAGAAGAAAGGAGAUGCGUCUAUCUCGAUUUACAGCUCGGUAGAAACUCGCGUCGGCUGUUGUCGAUGACAUCAAGAGGACGAGAAGGAAGAGACACGAGAAGAAGGAAGAGGGAUCGUGGACAGCGCGGAUGCGGAAGACUGUAUCGGGACUGUAUGAAAGACGAGAGAAGAUUGGGGAAUGGGAUUUAGGCUGUUAAGUGAGAGCGCAAAAGUGUGAAUGAUGUGUAUGCGUGUAAAAGGGAAUGAGUAAUUAUGCUCCGAAUUCGCCGUUAUUUCCCUGAAUGGGGUUGACAGUCUCCCAGGCUUGACAGCUCGGCAAAUGAAAUCGAAAGAUUGCGAAUAAUUGGACGACAUGUGUGUCACCGAGAUUUCUAUCGAGAAUUAUAUCUCUUCGUUCUUCGUAAGGACGGAACAGAGAAGCAAUGUACAAAACAAAAUUAAGGAAGAGAGUGAUUCUCAAGGCCCGAGGCAUGCACGAGCCGGUUCUAAGAGAGACGGUCGGCGUCCAGCUUGCCUCGUUUCCGCGCCCGAGACGUGUUCGAUUUUUCGUGUACUUCAUUGUCGCGUUAUUUUUAUCUUUCUGCUGAGUUUCGUGCGGCAUGUUGGCGUACGCUCGUUACGUUAAAGAGAAUAUCAGAUUUAAUCGAGUGCCAAGAUAAUCAAAAACGGAAGUAGGUGAAACAUGCUGCGCGACCGCAACCGAUGAGCUGUUAUCCUCAAAAGGGGUAAAUUACGUAGGCUGUGUUACAUUAUCCACAGACUUGUUAAGCGAGGAUCAUCCCGAACGGAAUGAACAAAGAGAGCGACGCGCGCGGCGUCGCUGCUCCUGCGAUUCGCGCGCUUGGUUUAUCGCGGUCGUAAAUGAACGAGAUGAUUAAUUAAUCUCGCGACCGCGAAUAUUCUUCGCGGAGAGAAUCGCUGAGCAGAAACGCUACGCGCGCGUGUAGGGAAUAGAACUUCAUGUAAUUUAAAGCAUGCGAAGGAGAGACGGAUAUAUGUCAUGUCAUGUGUGUUAAAUGAUUAUGAGAGUGAUGACGAAA